AUGGCAUCUGUUGCUUUGUCCAUGAUUAUGGAACAAAAGGAUGACUACAAGCUUGUAAUGGCUAACAUUAACAUGCCAGAUAUGGACAGUCUUUCUUUUCUGCGUGUACUGCACAAGAAGGAGAUCCCUGUCAUAUUCAUGUCCUCCGAAAUGAAUGUUAAUGUAGCCAAGAAGGCCCUAGCUGAAGGAGCCUGUUUUUUCCUCGAGAAACCAAUUUCUCUGGAGGAUCUGAAAAGCAUGUGGCAACAUGUGUACCGGAAGAUUAGAACCCCAAGGAAGUACAAACAUAAACCAAAUUGUGGAACGAAAAUGAACAGUGGAAAUGACUGUCAAGGGAUUAAGAUAAAUGAGGCUGGUGAUGUGCUUAGGCCUCCCCUUGGAGGUGUUAAAAGGAAUGAGGCUGGUGGUGAGUGUAGCCUUGCAACUGGACAUGCUUUGGACAUUGACAAACAAAACACUUGCACUUUGACAUGCAAAGCCCAAGAAGCUUCUGGGAUAAAGCGACCAAUUGAUGAUAAAGAAGAGCAAGAAGAAGUGAAUCGGGAUAGCAAUGGCACCACCGGCGAUAAAAAGCACCGUGCUGUUUGGACUCCAGAACUGCAUCUCAAGUUUACAGCAGCUCUAAGUGCCUUAGGAGAUCUAAAAUCUCGUCCAAAAGCAAUUCUAAAAUUGAUGAAUGUGCCAAAUAUAACAGUGCGCCAGGUUGCAAGCCAUCUGCAGGUUCAGAGAAUUCGUGGGACGGACACAACUAGCUUACCUUCUUCAUUAAGUAGAUUAUCGAAUUGCAUCAACAGAAAUGAAUUCCCACCAGCAAAGCAAAGUUCUCUGGUAUGCCAAUAUGAUCAAAGGACAUCAAGUUUUGGAGUCCAAGGUAAUACAGCACAAUUAGAUGCUCCAAAUUCUUUGAUCACAUCUCCUAUCCUUCUAGCUGGUUUCAACAAUCAUGACUACAGAAGGCAGAAUCUAUAUUCGGGACAUACAAUCUUGUCUCACUACACAAAUCAUCAUACCAACAACCCUAGUGAGUUUUAUUUAAGAUCUCAAGGGCAGUUUCAAAAUUUGAACCAAAUAAGGGAAACAAGCAGUUUUGGAUACGGUGCUGGCAUGAAUGAAAUCAUGAACCAACAACCUCUUGGAAUAGAAGAGAACAGUUUUAGAACAAGUGAAAGCCACUUUCCAAGUAUGAACUACAUGACUCCAGAGGCUGCUGCUUCUCCCUACAUAUCAGGAAACACAUUUCAGGUCCCAAAUGAGCCUUCUGUCAUGAAUCAAGAGCAAUACUAUACUUCAUCUUUGACCGGUCCCUUCGAUUCCCAAAAUCAGAACCAGUUUUCAACAGAAGGUGCAAGAUUAACAACUGAAUUACUUGAGUUUGUGCCAGAACAGAUAGCUUCAGGCAAUACAACCAAUCCAAACAAAUUUCCGGCAGACUUCAAUGAUGGCAGCCAGAAGCUGGAUACUACAGCUGGAGAGGCUAGUUCACCAAACGAGAACCAACCCCUUUCAGAGUAUGAUGAGCUGUUGAAACUGCUUGAAGAAGACCCACAGGAGGCCAGCUGUGUUGGCAGUGUACCAAAUGCAGGUGAUGCUGAUCGUUACUGUGAAUGGCUAAGGGAAACUUUACUUGAAAAUAGCACAGACCCUCUAUAG
Molecule: messenger RNA, 1650 nt
Organism: Prunus mume (Japanese apricot)
Lineage: Eukaryota; Viridiplantae; Streptophyta; Magnoliopsida; Rosales; Rosaceae
Source: RefSeq, a predicted model, not a curated record